AUGUUAGCAUCAAACCAGCCUAUAACACCAGUGACUUGCAUACGUAAGAGCGAUGCGACGAAGUUGAAAAAAGAUAAGAAAUUGAAACUCUCAGCUGAAACUGAAGAGAUGUCAAAGUUGACAACUGGUGAGCUGCAGCGUUUAUUAUUACUUGAACAAAUUAAGCUAACAAGACUUCAGGCUGAACGUGAACAACUGAUGAUAACGGAGUUAAACCUAAGAGCUGCACAACACAGACGAACAGAGUCCGUUGAACAACGCGUUGUGGUUGAAGAAGACGAUGUCUUAAAAUAA
Arctia plantaginis is the source of this 294-nucleotide messenger RNA. Lineage: Eukaryota; Metazoa; Arthropoda; Insecta; Lepidoptera; Erebidae. The record is from the annotation of a GenBank genome assembly.